AUGUCCAGCUAUCUGGGCCGCCUCAACCCAAUUCCGGGCUUUCCUGGAUACUCAGGACCACACAAGGUCGGGACGGUGGACGUGGAGAUCCCCAUCUCGGAGCUUCCAGCACCAUGCCCAGUGCCAGAUGGUGCGCAGGAUAUUCACACCAUUCUAUUUCGCAUCUUCUAUCCUACGAGCUCAGAUGCCAAGGGAAAGGAAAUCACAUGGCUUCCCAACCCGCAGCGGCAGUAUCUGAUGGGAUAUGGAUUUUUCAUGGGCGCUUCUCCUCUUCUAUCCAGCCUGGCGUCCUUUGUUCCCAGAUAUCUCCAUUACGUCACAAUCCCCGCCAUCAAGAAUGCGCCUCUGAUCAGCCCUGCAGCUAAAAAUGGCCGCUGGCCUACUAUGAUCUUCUCUCAUGGUCUUGCAGGCAGCAGAAACUCAUAUUCACAACUGGCCGGCUCACUUGCGAGUCACGGCGUGGUGGUGAUUUGUCCAGAGUACCGUGACGGUAGUGCCAUUGCUACAGUCGUCAGAGACCCCGUGGCUCUCUCGAAAUACCAGGGAGGAUUGUUUGCGCAGAGGCCGCGGUCUGCUGACGUUGUGUAUAAGAACCUUCCCCACACGCCAUCAAGGGAGAUAUCCGAAGCUCGCGAUGCUCAACUACGUGUCAGAGCUUGGGAGACUGGCCUGUUAUACGAGGCGCUGGUCAAUAUCGAUGAGGGCAAGGCAGAAUCCAUGACCAACCUAAACACCAGCACGUCUGCAGAGGCUUUGUCCCGAUUUACAAACAGACUCGAUGUCCAUGAGCCGGGUAAAGUCAUAUGGGCCGGCCACAGUUUUGGUGCUGCAACCGUAACGCAGGUUGUUAAAUCAACCUAUUAUGCAGACCUUCCUGAGGUGAAAAGUAUAGCCAACCCCAUCUUUGCUGUCAAGGAGUCGGCCAAGAUCCGGCACCAAAUCACAAACCAGUCCGUCGCCAUUCUGCUGGACAUGUGGUGCCUGCCCAUGAUCUCACCAGACCAAACCGCGCUCUUCAAACUGCCGUUCCCCUGCUACGACAUCACCGCCUCAAAUUCUCCAGGAGGCGAUGCAUUGCUGGCUGUGGAGUCGGAUGCCUUUUUCAAAUGGACCGAGCACCUCCACACCAAGGCCAUGAUCCUCUCACCAUCCCCAUCGGCUGCGCCUCCCGUAUCUGCCUCUGCAUUCGACAAGCCGGGCUUCCCGAGGCCGAGCUGGUUUUACGUCAAGGAGAGUGCACACAUGAGCCAGUCGGAUUUUGCAACCCUCUUCCCCUGGCUCGUCCGGCGCGUCUUCAACGGGCACGCACCCGAGCGCGUCGUGCGCCUCAACCUGCGUGCCGUGCUGCAGACCCUUCGACGGAACGGGUACUCGGUCGCGCCCACCUGUGCUGCUGAUCUUGUCGACGGUGACGAGCCUACUGUCGCCAAGGCUACAGCUGCGGGCGCGCUGGAGGAUGACACGGCAAUCUUGGAUAGUAAGGUUGCCGACUCGAAGGCGAUCGAUGCUUGGACUCAUAUUGAUGUCGUCGGGCUCGGUCUGAAGAGUGCAGUUGCUAGCACUUAG
Messenger RNA from Pyricularia grisea, 1566 nucleotides. RefSeq lists its product as uncharacterized. The transcript has a single exon. Gene Ontology annotation, molecular function: 1-alkyl-2-acetylglycerophosphocholine esterase activity. Bases 1 to 1566 code for a protein of 521 amino acids. The record is from RefSeq and is a predicted model, not a curated record. Lineage: Eukaryota; Fungi; Ascomycota; Sordariomycetes; Magnaporthales; Pyriculariaceae.